Messenger RNA from Neoarius graeffei (lesser salmon catfish), 848 nucleotides. RefSeq names its product small integral membrane protein 19 (gene smim19). The coding region runs from base 40 to 432 and encodes 130 amino acids. The transcript has 3 exons. The record is from RefSeq and is a predicted model, not a curated record. NCBI's taxonomy places the organism in Eukaryota, Metazoa, Chordata, Actinopteri, Siluriformes, Ariidae.
UGUUGCUACGUUCACAUCACGGAAAUUAAUUCAGCGUUCAUGUUGUUAACUUGUGAUUUUUCAGUGUGUCUGUAUUGUCUUUUUAAUCCCACUGUGUUUUGGCUUGGCAUGGGAGGAUUUGGAGUGAUGGCUAAUGAGGAAUCUCUGGAUUAUUCCGUGCAUGAAGCGUGGAACGAAGCCACUAAUGUUUACCUGCUGGUGAUUUUGGUCAGUUUCGCGCUGCUGAUGUACGCCAGGAAGAAUAAGAGGAAGAUCAUGCGCAUCUUUACCAUGCCUCCCGCAGUCGGAUCUGCUCCGGAGCCAAAUUUCUAUGACAGCCUGCAGAAAGUGCGGCUCAGGCAGCAGUUGGAGAUGUAUUCUCUCUCCCGGAAGUUUGAUCAGCAGCACCAGCAGGGCCAGGCGCAGGAGUGUGUGCAGCUGUCGAUGGAGUGAACGAGACCUUACAGCUCUGUGUGAAGGUCAACUGAUUACACAACUGUGAAGAAGCUGUGUGUUGAUGCAGUGAUGUGAUGUUUAGGCAUGCAGCAUUUUGAUGACUUUGGCCAUCCAGAAGUCUGAACGUGGUGAAGAACGAACACACACGUCACUGCUAAAUUGUUCAGUGAGGGAGAGAAGUAACAUUUGUUCUUGAAUGUUCUCUUUUUAGUUGCAUAUUUAUUUAAAAAUAGCAAAAUGAGCUAUAAAGAAUAAGAAAAAUACCUUUUAUAUGACUGACGCAACUGAAUUAUGAGCCAUUGCUUCCACCUAGUGGUUAUUAUUAAGUAUUGCAGGUUCAAGUACGAGCAAGUUUCUUUUUUCUGUUUCUACAAUCAUCUUUAUAAAUGUGCAAAUACAAAUGUUAUAGUUGA